CAUAGUAAACUUUGCUUAAACUAAUCUAUUUCACAUCUAGUCUUUCAUUGCUUCUUGCUUUUGCUCACUCAAUUUUGUCAAUGAAAGUUUUGUAAAUCUGCAACAAGGUUUCGAGCCCCGGUCCGUGUGAUCUCUUUCUCCUCCUUUGAUCUCGAUGCUUGUCAAGGACUGGAAGAGUUGAAACAUCAAUCCUGUUCUGGCAUAAAUGGAAAAAGGAAAGGUAUGUCUACCAUUAGAGGAAGAAAGAAGAAGAAUUAGUGAUCUAAUUGAUGAUUUCUUGAAUGGGUUGAAGAAAAUACAGAAUGAAGAACAAAAAUUCAUCGCUUCAAAAUUGGAUUUGAUUGAAAAGCUAAGAUUGGAACUGAGAUUCCUAAGAACAUUUGUCCUGUUUGGGAAUUCGACGAAUUUGGAUGACUUUUAUAGGAGGAUGUCACUGAAUAUAAGCAAAUUGGAUACACUUAUUUGGUCACUUUUCUAUGAAGAAGAAGAUAAAUUAAUCCUAGCGAAAUACAACAUGGAUAGACUUGCGCCUUACCUGAUCAAAGAAACAGCAAGUAUUGUUUUGAGAUUGAAGAAUGUAGCCAUCAUCAUGACUGAGGAGAAUAUGUUUGAAUAUAGAAAGAGCAUCCUCAAGCACCUUCAUGAUCUACCAAAGUAUUGUUCUGAUUUGCUUCAACCCCUCAUGAGUGAAUACAACAUUCUUCGGCAAGUAUGCACACAUCUCAGAGAUUUCUAUCAGUUGGAAUGCAACAAAACAACAAAAACAGAAUUUCUCUAUACUCGGUAUCAAGUGACAGUUGAUAGAGUAUCACAAUUCUGUUUUGAUCUUUGGACAGAAAAGUAUAAAGACUUUGACAAUGAGUAUGACUUCUCUGAAUGCUCUUCCAAGAUCACUUCUCUACUCAUCGACAUAAUCCCUCUCGAGCUGGAGGUUCUAUACAUUUCUACUUCUAAGCUCAUCAAAGAAUCAACAUCAACUCAACUAAAACGGUUUGUUAAGCAAAUCCUAAAAGCAUCUCCAAGGAUUCUUCAUAAUUAUCUCAUUCAUCUCCAACGACGAAUGGAAGUUGCAGUAGCUGUAAAUUACGCUCCAACUCAAAGCAUUAAUGUUAUGAUGGAGUUCCUAUUGAUCUUUCUCACUGAUAUACCAAAACGGUUUAUCCAUCGUAAAAAAUUGAACGAUAUGUUGGCACAUGCUGGAGUGCUCACAAGAAAAAUAUCUGUUCUGGUGAGCAAGCUGUUGGAGGAGAUCUCUGAGAAUAAUAUCAAUGAAGCGGACUUUUCAGCUCCAGACUUUUUUCAAGAAAUUGAACAAAUGAAGGGAGAUAUCAGACAGAUUUUUUUAAAAGCUCCCGAGUCAUCUCAACUUCGUUUUCCUAUGGAUGAUGGUUUCCUCUUCAUGAAUCUUCUACUCAGACAUUUAAAGGAUUUGCUCAUUUCCAAUGCUUAUUCAGUUUCUCUCAUAAAGAGAGAAAUUGGGAUGGUGAAACAAAGCCUCGAAUUCCUAACAUCAUCUUUCAGGCAAACAUUGGAUGAGAGUACUAGUGGAGUAGUUAAAGAUUGUUGGUUGCACGCUUUAGGUGUGGCAUAUGAGGCAGAGCAUGUCAUUAAUUCCAUUCUUGUCAGAGAUAAAGCUCUCUCGCAUUUAAUCUUCUCACUUCCGAAUGUCACUGAUAAGAUCAAGCUUAUUGUGGCACAAGUCACCGGUUUACAGCUGGAGGAUAAGAAUGGGGAUGAAACCCUUGAUGCAAAAUCUUCCAACGAGCCAAUUAAGCAAGCCUCAUCAUCUUUUGUAGAGGUUGUAGUAGGUCAUGAGGAAGACGAAGCCUGGAUCAUAGGCCAGCUCCUUGAUGAACAUGAAUCCAAGCUUGAUGUCAUUUCCAUUGUUGGAAUGCCAGGAGUCGGUAAAACUACUCUUGCCAAUAAAGUGUAUAACAAUACAUUAGUUGCAAGUCAUUUCCAUGUUCGUGCUAAGUGCACUGUUUCCCAAAACUUUAACAAGUCAAAGGUGUUGCGGGAGAUUCUUCAGCAAGUUACUGCCUCGGAGACAAACGGAAGUGAGGAUGACCUUGCUGAAAAGCUACGAGUAGCACUACUCGAUAAAAGGUACCUCAUCGUCUUGGACAAUCUGGAUUCCUUUAUUUCUACCAACAUCAAUUUGGUUAUGCAGUUAAGUUAUGACCAUUUACCAUGCCACCUGAAGCCGUUGCUGCUUUACUUUGCAACAACUCAAAAGAGCCAACGAACUCCAGUCUCUACAUUGAUGCAGAUGUGGAUGGCCGAAGGGUUAGUGGAUCAUGAUAGUUUAGAGGAAACAACUCAAAGUUACUUGGAUGCUUUGAUUUCCAGUAGCCUGAUAAUGGUGGAUCAUAUCCCCUCCUGGAGUAAAUGGUGGGCGUCUGUAAUGAUCAAGGUUUGCUAUAUGCAUGAUGUUGUGCACGAUUUUUGCUCACUCAAAGCGAAAAAGGAAAGGUUUUUCAAGUUAAUCAAUUCAGGUGAUCCAUUUCAUGCUUCUGAUUUGCUACACCGUCGUUUAACGGUUUAUACUGACGAUGACAGGCAACUCCAGAAAAAAUUUGUUUUGUUCAAUUCUAAUAAGUGUUUAGGUGGUUGUAAGCAUCUUAUAUCUUUGAAAGUGAGUGGUUCUCUUGAUAACUACAAGUACACAAGACACUUGAGACUUGUUAGAGUGUUGCAACUGGAUGGCAUUGUUCUGGAAGACUCUUUAAUGGACGACAUAGGCUUCCUAUUUCAUUUGAGGUUCUUAAGCAUUCGUUCUAAUAUGGAAGCCAUCCCAGAGUCGUGGGUGAACCUCCAGAAUCUGGAAACCCUGUUGAUCAAUACAGAAAAUACCAUUGUUUUACUGCCAAGAUUAUUCAAACUGUCAAAGCUGAAACAUGUGAGCAUUGACAAGAGUUCUUUCUUUGAUGAAGAGGAAGAGGACAAUAUUAGACUAUUGGAAGGUGAGAAUUCAAAGCUAAAAACUUUAUCCAAAGUUGAUAUCUCAUAUUCCCAAGGCACGAAUGAUGCUCUAGAGAAGUUCCCAAAUCUUGAGCACCUUGAUUGCACCAUCAUGGUACCCGAGUGUCCUCCUACACACGGCGAUUGGUUUCCCAAGUUUGAUAUCCUUAAUAAACUUCAAUCGCUCAUUGCAGAAUACAUCAUCGAAUGGAAUUAUCAUGUUUAUCCCAUUGAAUAUCACUUCCCUACAAGCUUGAAAGAGUUGCGGUUGUUUGAUAUUCCCAUGAGACCUGCUUUGUUGUCAGCAAUUGUGGCAUUGCCUCAACUUGAAAUUCUGGAGAUUAACUACUGUGAGUUCGUGGAUUAUAAGUGGGAUGCAAGUGAGGACAUCUAUCAAAGUCUUAAGACUUUGCGUUUGGCAUGUCCCGAAUUAUUAGAAUGGGAAGUUUAUAGGGAAACUUUUCCCAAGCUUGAGGAAUUAAUACUAGAGAACUGUUUCAUGCUUACGGAGAUCCCUUAUGCAUUUGGCGAUAUAGACACUUUAAAAUCCAUUCACGUGGUUCAAAGUGAGCUUGAGCUUGGAGAUUCAGCCAUGAAGAUAAAGAAAGAUGUAAUAGAUUUCACAGGAGAGGACAGACUUCAUGUCCAUAUAUCAUAGUGCAUUUUUAGGUAAUGGAGAAGAGUUAAUGCUUGGAAAAUUUAGACAAUGCUGAUUUGAACUUGGUUUCGAGAUCGAAGGAGAUUAUUGAAUAAUGUCAUCAUCCUGUUUAUGGCAAAGCCACGAGAGGCUGCAGUGGCCCUUGCUUGGUGGAGUUAGUUAAGAAAUUAAGUUACGUUUUUACUAUCAAUUAUAUCUUUUGGCAAGAUAGACCAAACUCUUCUUUCUCAUUUGCUUUUUUAUUUUGUCUACAAUGUAAUAGUUUAAUUACAGGAUGUCCCUGAAUAUAAAAAAGUCACUUUUAUUACCAUAUUGAUCUGUUUUUUGGUUGA
Molecule: messenger RNA, 3951 nt
Organism: Solanum lycopersicum (tomato)
Lineage: Eukaryota; Viridiplantae; Streptophyta; Magnoliopsida; Solanales; Solanaceae
Source: RefSeq, a predicted model, not a curated record